CUCCCCCAGGCUCUGGAGUGUCCCCGUCUGAGUCAAAGAGGGAGGCUGCCCUGCUGCUCCGCCCUGCUCCGCCUUGUCUGCGCUUCCGCGGGCUGCGCCGGCUUCCUAAGACACGAGCAGCGGCAGCCCUACCCCCGCGAAAGGCACUUCCGGCUGGGCGGCGGCUUGGCCUCACGCGCCUGAACAGCUGCUGGGCUUCGGCCAGUCUCUGACCCUGUGACCCGCGCCCCCAGCCGCCGCUGGGCGAGGGGCAGCCCCAUCCCCCACUCCCAAUGAGGCUACGGUGAGGGAAGGAGGCCACACAUGAUAGCAGCCCCCCGGCACGCACCACAGGGGAGGCAAGGGGGCUUCCUGGACCUGAGAGGGGGCCAAGGAGCAAGUGCAGUGACAGCGGUGGGUGCAGGGGUUCAAGGACCGUUUUUUUCCUCAUCACUCUUUAGUGAUGAGUGCUCUAUUGUUGCUGAUAGCUGAAGGAGUUCUUCUCACACUCCCUCUUCUUUUGGAUACUGUGGAAGCAGGUGUCUGUUUCAGGAUAUCCUCUGUCACGCUGGUUGCUCUGUCAUUCAUCUCUGAGUUUGCACUCUGCUUUAGACCUUCUACCUCCAGGUUACAGUCACUGCCCAUGGAUGUACGACCUGGGAGCUGGUAGGGACUUUAGCCCUUCCAGAAUGUUAAGGAUUGCAGUAAUAAAUAAAGGAAACACAGGGUUUGGAACAGAAGCUCGUCUGUCUCUAUUAAAAGUGGACAAAUUUAGCUAUGGUGGAAUAUGUGAAGCAUAGAGCCCUUGGAGCUGGGUACACUUCAACUACACUUGGUGCACUUCAUCAGCAAAACUCCAUUCAUGUCCUGACAACAAAGGCACUGACCAAUCCGUGCCUUCCAUCUUAAAGGAGAGCCCAGGAAGUACAUUUUAUUGAAGAAUCUCCAUCUGAAAUGGACACGGAGCAAGAGCACAGCCACUUAUCUUAACAGUGAUGGAGGCCACUGGUAACAGCCAGGAAGAGGUAUUGACCUCUGGAAAUGAAACAGCAGCAGACAAAGCCUCUCUGCUAAACGAUGCUGUCCGAAACCAUUCAAUAGAGAAAGUCCGGGAGCUGUUGGCGGAAGGAGCAGAUGUUAAUUUCAAGGUAGGAGGUGGUUGGACACCUCUGCACAGCGCUGUACAGGUUGAUCAGGAAGAGAUUGUUGAUCUUCUGCUGGAGAAGGGUGCUGAUCCAUGUGCUAGGAAGCAAAAUGGUGCCACUCCCUUUCUUGUAGCAGGGAUAGUGGGAAAUGUGAGACUUUUAGAGCUCUUCCUUUCUAAGGGAUCAGAAAUCAAUGAGUAUGAUGACAAUGGUUUCACAGCCUUUAUGGAGGCUGCUCACUAUGGGAAUGAGGAGGCCUUAAGAUUCUUGUACAAUAAUGGGGCAGAUGUGAAUUUGCGGAGGGUGGUUAACGAGGAGAAAAGAACACUGAAUAAAGGUGGGGCAACAGCCCUGAUGGAUGCUGCCAAGGGGGGCCAUCUCUCAGUCGUAAAAAUUCUUGUCAGUGAGAUGAAGGCUGACAUGAACAUCUGUGACAACCAGGGCAGGAAUGCUUUAAUCCAUGCCUUCCUUCCAAGAGAUAACAAGACAAGGGAGUCAAUUGCCCCAGUUGUUCAUUUCCUGCUGGAUUGUGGUGUUGAAGUGAACAGAAGAGAUGAACAUGGGAAAACUACGCUCAUCCUGGCAGUUGAGAUACAAAGUCUGGAUUUGGUGAAAGCUUUAUUGGAGAAGAAUGAAGUUGACACCAAUGAUGCUGACAGAGAGGGCAAAACAGCACUGGUGAUAGCUGUAGAGAAAAACUAUUACGAAAUAGCAAAGCUACUGUGUGAAAAAGGGGCAAGGACUGACCUUGGGGACCUUAUUGGGAUUGUCAAUAGGAAAUACAAUAAGAAAAUGGCAGAUCUUCUUCGCCAGUACGGCGCCAAGGCUGGUCCAAGUCAACCUCAAGAUUGGGAACCCACCAGCAAACGCUGGGGAGAGCAGCUGAAGGUUCUCUACAACAUGUAUCGUCCUAUGAUUGGAAAACUUAAAAUCUUCCAACAUAAUGAUUUCAGGAUUCAGAGAACCUCCCAAGGGGGCAUCUACCUGGGACUCUUUGAUGAGAAGGAGGUGGCUGUGAAGAUAUUCUGCAUUGGCACAGAAAUUGCUAAACAAGAGAAAAUGUGCCUUGAACAAUGUCUGACCAGCAACCAUUUAGUAAAGCUUUUUGGUGCUGAGGAAAAGAAACCCUGCCUGUACUUGUGCCUCUCGCUCUGUGAGAAGAACCUUGAAGAACACCUGAGUGCAUCAGAGAAUGAAGUGAAUUGCAAGAGUGUUCUUAAGACACUCUUUGAGGCAGUUCAAGAACUACACAUGUUUGGAUUUGGCCAUCAGGAUCUACACCCACGUAACAUUUUGAUAGAUGCUGCUGGUAAAGUUCGCUUAGCAGAUUUUGAUAAGAGCAAAAGAUUGAGUGAAGGACAGAAGGAUGUCAUAAUCAAAGACCUGAAGGCGCUCAGAAGGCUGGUCCUGUAUGUUGUUACACUGGGUAAGGUCCCCUUUGAGGAAAAUGAUAGAGACGAUCUGGAUGCAAGUUGUCCAGAGGAUGUGCAGGACUACGUGGAGACUGUAGACCUAAGGGAAAGUCUGGUCUCCCCUGAUGAAGGAAUCCCAGUUGAAAACCUGCUGAGAGACUUGAUCCAACAUCCCUUUUUCUGGAGCAAGCAGACCAGGUACAGGUUCCUGAGAGACAUUGGGAAUGAGAGCGAUAUCAAAACUCGCAACACCAAACAUCACAACAACAAGAGUGAGAUUCUGAAAGCUUUGAAUUGUGAUGAGCACCCUUUGCAGCAGUGGACUGAGCAGAUUGACAAAUUGAUUCUGGACUGCAUGCUCAACCCCUUCAACAACAAGAACAAGAACAAGAACCAGAACCAGAACAAGAAGAAACAAUAUGAAAACUGUGUCACAGACCUACUGAAGUUCAUCAGGAACAUGGGCGAGCACUUUGAUGAGAAGGAAGAAAAGGUCAAGGAAAUAAUCAAGGAGCCCUCGGAGUAUUUCCUGCACCUGUUUCCAGAAUUGACAGUUUAUGUCUACAAGCGUUUACGUGGCAUACAGCAUCAUAAGCAUUUCCCAAGCCCUCAGUGUCUUUCUCAGCUGUAGCAUGUUCUGUCGCUUCAGGUUAUAUGGCUGAAUCCCAUUGACUGACUUCCUUUUCAGGACCGUUUCGUUCAGCUGCCAAAAAGUGUCAUACAAAGUGGGGAAGGGGCUGGGAGGGCAGAGAGUAUUGGAAUUUCAGUCAGUGGAUCUGGUCUCUGGAUUCAGCAGUAAAGCACUCAGCGGUAAAGAUGCUAUGUUUCAGUGGGGUCAUGGAGGACAAUUACAUUGAGGAAAGUGCUAGAACUAAGUGCUAGAAGGGAAAUGUAAGCUGGUGAAAUGAGCAGAGGGUUGAGAAGUAGGCAGCCCUGAGUUCUAAUCACAGCUGUACUACUGACUCACUAUGUGGCUUUGGGAAAGUCACCCCAGUCUUCCCCUACUAAUAGCCACCCAUUGGUGUGCCCGCUGCACCCUUGCAGCUAACACCUCAGGAACUUCUGCUUAAUGUGUGCUGCUUCAUGGCAUCUUGCCCUUGGGGGGCUGUUGGUCCGAUUCCUACACUGAAGAGCUAUCUUUUCUGAGAGAUCCAUCCAUACUGGACAGAUACAUUGAGAACAUACCUGGAAUAAGAGUAGAUUUAGAUCUAGCAAGUCAGAUAUCAAGGAUUGUUUAAUCUCCCACCCAGGCACAUAAAAGUGUGCAGGGGGCACACCAAUGGGUGGCUAUUACUAGGGGAAGACUGGGUGAAUGAAGGACAACUAGAAUAGCUGCCAUGAAAUAUACAAGAUCCUUAGAGAAAGUUUUGUCAAUUUCAGCCUCUGCACUCUGCAGGACACCAACACCCACAAAACAAAAAGAGAUCUGAGCCCCAAUGUCCUAAGGACAUUUCAGGUGUUUAAUUCAAUAUAUAAAGAGGAUGGAAUGAAAACUACUAUUUCUUUCAAAGGAGGCACAAUAAUUUCCCUGAAUAUCCAGUUUUCCCCUUCAGUCCCUUUGUGGUUUUGUGUAUGGGGCUAUUUGCUUUCCCUGUGAAUCUUUAGUUGUUUUACCAAAAUUGCUUUGCCCAAAAUAAACCCUGAUCAUCAGAACACAUCUUCCCACCAUGUUCUUCAUGGUUUUUUUUUUUUUUUUUAAACAGUAACAUUUCAAAGAGGAUCUGCAAGCAGUUUGGACAUCACAACCAUGAUCCUCUGCUGGGGAGGAAAUGGGAUAGAUUUGAACUUGGAAAUGGUUCCUGAUUUUGAUUGUAUUUUUUGUGUAUUCGCCUCAUCCAGGGGGCAGAAAAGAAUUGCCCAGGCUUUGGUACCCCCCCCCGCAACAACCUUGAGUGAAAUUAACAA
Chelonia mydas (Green sea turtle) is the source of this 4441-nucleotide messenger RNA. Its product is annotated as 2-5A-dependent ribonuclease. Gene Ontology annotation, molecular function: RNA binding; protein kinase activity; protein binding. Gene Ontology annotation, biological process: mRNA processing; protein phosphorylation. The record is from RefSeq and is a predicted model, not a curated record. The coding region runs from base 975 to 3167 and encodes 730 amino acids. NCBI's taxonomy places the organism in Eukaryota, Metazoa, Chordata, Testudines, Cheloniidae. The transcript has 8 exons.